GGCGCCGUCCGUCCCUAUCCCAAGCAGGAAGGGUUCAACGUCGCCCAUGACCGCUGGUAGGGAAGCGAUGGACGACAGCAUGGUGGCGGAGGCAGCGGCGAUGGCAGCGCUAGCGGCGUCCAUGGCGCCAUCGGAGAUCCAGGGGGCAAUGGCGAAGGGGGACUUAAAGCAGGGCUCUUCACACGGCACGGCAUCGUCCAGCACUUCGUCUGCAACGGGUGGCGGCGCGGCGGCGGCAGCGGCGGCAGCGAUGGCAAGCCUGUCGAAUCCCCACCCGACAGCAAUGAAAAAGAAUCACAGCUUUAUGACCAAGUUCAAGGGACUGCUGAGCCAGUCUUCCUCAUCCAAGUCCGACAGCUCCCCGCUUUCCCCCCUAGCGGCGGCGAGAGAGUCUGCUACAAACCCGACUGUGGCCUACACACCGCGAAGCUCCCCCAAGGACGCCGCCGCAGGCGCUGGAACCGCAAAGGCGGGGGAGGAUCAUCCACCCUCGCGUUCGGAGCGGGGUGGGACUGAUCCGGAUUCCGCCGCCGGGGGGGGGAGUUCCGUUGUUCGUCCGGCGUUUUCUGGGGGGGAGGAGAACGGCGCGGUCCAGGAGAUGCGGGCGGAACUGUCCGUCUUGAUCGACGCCUUCCAACAAAAGUCGGAAUCCUUGAGCAACCGUCUCACCGAGGUAGCCGUGGAGAAGGCGGCCCUGGAGUGCAGCCGGACCUCGCUGGGAAGCUCCCACGCCGAGGGCAUAAGGCGGCUGGCGGAGGCGGAGUUCGAGCAGCAGCGAUUGGCCGACGAAGAGGACUACGAAAAGGCGGCGGAACUGUCGCUGGAGAUCGAGAACCUCAGGGAAGAGUCGGCUUCGGCGGCACGCCGUCUCAGGCGAGUCAUUCGUUCCCGCGACGACACCGAAGAAAGCAUGCGGAAAGCCUUAGCCCUUACAACUCCCCUGGAGCUCGAGGAGGACGGAGGUUCGUUGGAUCGGUCAUCCGCGGAGGCCAGGCAGGAGCUUCUCGCUGCUGUGGAGGAGACCACUCGCGGGUUGAAAGUCUUCCAGGGCAAACAGGGCUAAACUCACCCUCAAGGGAUGACCGAAACCUUCUUGCUGCUGCGCAUCCGCCGCGAGGCGUGCGUGUGGUGGUGGAGUUGGGUCGGCACUGAUGGGGUCAGGCGGGAAAAUGUAGAUGCGCGGGCCUUUCUGGCCGUCGGCGUAGGCAGUGAUGCCCAUCUCAUUUUUGUGCGCGGAGGCAGACACCAUCAGAAAGGUGGACGGGCACUACACGGCCCUAGGUUUGCUAGAGGGAGCUGUAUUGCCUCAGUAACCUGGCUUCGCCAUCAAAGGAGGAGGGAGCAGGUGGCGACGAGCUGAACUGGGCUGGUUGACCAUUCGGCGCGAGAAUUUUUAUUUUUUUCAGACCAAGAACCUUGAGUGCAAUGUGGGAGAAAGCGAGGAACGGACUGGGAAGGACAGCAACGAGAGCGUGUACGGACGGAGCAGGUCGAGUGGCGUUUUGCUCGGGCUGACUACAGCGGCGCCGGAUGGAGCAAUGGCACCGGAGCAUGCGGGCGACAUCGACCCGUGGCGCACGGACAAACAUUUCUAUCUGUGUUGUCAUUUUUUUAUUUUUUUCUGACUUUCCGUGUGUCGGUGUUGGUUCUAUGUGAUGACGUCGUCACUGGUUUUGUAGAGAGACCCGUCAGAGAUGGCGUGGCUAACCCGGGUGCCUUGGUUAUGUGCCUGAUCGUGGAAGACCCCUUCAAUGUGGAACGAUUCUUAGCUAUUGUCGAUAUUUUCACUGCGUGCCUAACACAGACGAUCGGGAGAGAUUCGGGUGAUUGUCAAUUGCUGCUAUGAUGGCUUUGGUUGGUUGUUCUCUUUCACUGUACGACCGCAGACAAAUUCUGACAGCACUUCAGACAGCAGCUUUGUGCCCCGCCAGCUGCUUGUUCCAUGCCUACCAUGGUGUUUUUGUACAGACAGCACUUCAGACAGCAGUAUGCUGUAGUCGGCAAUCUUCCGUUUUGGUAUCGAGUGGAACAGGGAGGGGGUGAUGCUACUGUAUAGUCGAACGGUGGGACGGACGUGCAGUUCAGUUUUUGGGCACGCAUACGGUGCUGCAGGGAUUUUUACGUGUACCUCUUCGGGCUCUUGGAUACCUUUUCCGCGUUAUAUGUGUGCGUGUUCUUUAGAUCCU
Messenger RNA from Ectocarpus sp. CCAP 1310/34, 2186 nucleotides. NCBI's taxonomy places the organism in Eukaryota, Phaeophyceae, Ectocarpales, Ectocarpaceae. The record is from the annotation of a GenBank genome assembly.